Molecule: messenger RNA, 2584 nt
Organism: Biomphalaria glabrata
Lineage: Eukaryota; Metazoa; Mollusca; Gastropoda; Planorbidae
Exons: 10
Coding region: 281-1315 (344 amino acids)
Cellular component (GO): membrane
Source: RefSeq, a predicted model, not a curated record
CUAGAUUCAAAUCUCGGUGAAGACUGGGAUUUUGAAUUUUGAGAUUUUCAUUAAGCCUCUGAGUCCACACAACUCUAAUGGAUGCCUGACUUUAGUUGGGGAAAGUAAAAGCGUUUGGUCGUUGUGCUGGCCUCAUGUCACACUGCUCGUUAACCGUUGGACAAAUAAACCUUAACAUCAUCUGACCAAUAGAUCGCAAGGUCUGAAAGGGGAACUUGACUUGACUUACUACUCUUAAGAGUCUCUGCUAGUCUCAAGAGUCGAUGGACUCAGAUUAAGAAUGUUGUACUCGAGCUUGUUCCAGUCUCUGUCUGCCUCCAUGGUGGUCACCUUUUUGUGCGGCGCCACUUUCUUCACAAUUGGCCUGUUGAUGACCUUCUGUCAAAAACUUAUCAUGGAGGACUUCCUGGAUCCGGUGGUCAAGAAAGCUAACCUGACCCAACUACUGAUCAACAGUUAUGAAUCAAUCGUACCUACUAAGGAUGACCUCCCGACGUCCGUGUACUUGGGCAGUUGGACCACUACUUUACCCUACGGGGUGCUGAUCGUGGGAGUAGCCAUGCUGGCCUUCUCCGUCUUCGGUAGUUUCGCUGCUCGCUUCAUGUCUUCAUUGCCACUGACCAUUCUAAUUGCCAUGCUGGUGAUGACAAUCAAUGGGCAGUACUGGUUGACCAUCAAUAUUAUGUACGUCACGUCAACGCUUCACGCGAGUACAAAACAUGACCUUAUGAAAACCUUACAUGAAGAUUAUGAAGUUGGCGCAAAGACCAAGAACUCUUUCUCCUUCUUCAUGAACUCCAUUAUGCUCAUGGGUGAAUGUUGCGGUGUGGAGGGCCUCUCUGAUUUCGCCAAGAUGAACUUGACCUUCGUCUACACCGAAGAGAAGACCACCAAGUCGGUACCUUUAGCGUUUCCACCGGCUUGCUGUAAGGCGACUUUUAUCAAUCAAGGCUUUAGGGAGACACUUUCUUGUGCUGCCUCCAAAGACAUAGAGAAUGCUAACACCGAGGGAUGCUACAAUGUUCUAUUCGACAAAACGAUCGGGAGUCGGAGGAUCUUAAUCAUCAUAUUUGUCUUUGUCAUCAUUGGAAUGGAGAUUAUCCAAGCUCUUUUGGCCAUUCUUUUGUUGAUUCGACCCAAACCAGAAGAAAUUGAAGCUAGAAAACAAGCGAUGAUGGCCAGGAACUAUAAAGAUAGCUCAAUGGGUAACGAGGCUGAUAGUGUAUUAAAGAGGGAUUACCUGGUGUUUGUACCCCACGCCGCAAUGUCGACGAACCCACGUCAGUGGGGACCCCCUGAUACAGAAAUCUGGUAGGCCCAGAAGAGGGGAAAUUGAUUGCCGCCUAGUAUAAGCAAAUGGCACCUUUGCAGAGUCAUCUAUCAAAUACCGGUUGUUGUUGUUUUUUUAACUCUUCUGUUACUUUUUGAGAGGAAUAGUGACUUUUUGAGAGGAAUAGUGACUUUUUGAGAGGAAUAGUGACUUAUAAUUUACAUAAGAUCAUUUUGAUAUACCAAAGUCUAAAUAUAUUUUAAGUGUGGUAGAAAAGUUAUACAUGAACUUUUUAACUCUUUCUCUCCUAAUUGACGCUGCCAACGUUGAUUUGACUGCCAUUAAACUAAACUGAUUUUUGGAUUUAUAAACUUUAAUUUGUGUUGUGUAAAAAGAGCAUGCUUUCUCCUAUAAUUCAAUACCAAAUAGAACACUUUCUGGUGACAAACACAAAAGCUAUUCAAGUUUAAUCAUAACAGGAUAAUGAAAUACAUAUGAGUGAAACAAAUAAUAGGCCUACUAUUGGAACGAGAACAAUAAUUACGGAGAGAAAGAGUUAAAAAAAAACGUUUUGCGUCCUUCCUUGAAUAGAAGAAUAAAAUGUUCUAUUUCGCCCAUUUCAAGGGUUCUCAGUCCAUUACAUGUAGGCCUAUAUCUAAAACUGCUUGGUCUGAAAGGAGUGUAAAUGAAGGAAAACUAUACAUAGACUAGCAAUCCGUCGAUUUGUACAUUGUGUAAUUGUUUUGGGUUUUUUUACAAGACACAUCCAUUGAAAAUGUUUUUCUGCCUAAGUUAACAAAACUAAGCGAUCAACCAAAGUACAUAAGAAUGUCAUCUAGAUCUACGUUAAAACUCUACAAUACUCACGUGCAAUAGAUUUCUCAUUAAAGAUUUCAACUUUUCAGGUGCUAUGAUCGAUAGUUUAGCACAGAAUUUGAAAUCCAUGUAAAAUUUAUGCUGAACUGAAGUGAAAUCUGUUUAUCCUUUUUGAUAUUCUUGUAAUUAUUUGAUACAUUUUCAGUUCUAUUCACAAGGCAUGUUUGUAUUUAUGCCCCCCCCCCCAAUACAUGAGCAUGACAGUACAGUUAGAGAGAGAUUUCACUAGCCCCAUAAUAUUUCAUGCCAAUAAAUAUUUGUCUAACAUCAGUUGUACAAUUUCUAGUGAAACAAAUGUUUUAAGCAAAAAACAACACAAUGACCACAAAUUAUUUCUUUUGUAUUUUGAAUCCUUCCAUUGAUUUGUAUUUGGGAACGACAUCAGGUUAACACAGACUACCACAAUUUUAAUAAAUAAUUGAAUAUACACACAACUUG